Molecule: messenger RNA, 2307 nt
Organism: Magnusiomyces paraingens
Lineage: Eukaryota; Fungi; Ascomycota; Dipodascomycetes; Dipodascales; Dipodascaceae
Exons: 1
Coding region: 1-2307 (768 amino acids)
Source: RefSeq, a predicted model, not a curated record
AUGUCGUCCUCUCUCGACCUGAAGCUCCCAGUAAACGCUCAGCCCACAGACGCGCUGGCGUUUCGCUUCUCUGCUUGGCGCAAAAUCAUCCGUGCCCUCAAUGUCUACUUUAAAGAUUUUGCCUCUCUUCAAGACGACAUUUAUCGUCAAAACUCACGACUUGUCAAUUCAGUCAAUUUCCCCUUUUUCCAAUACGGUACCUCUUCUGAAGCUUCUGCAGCAGCUUCAGCAGCUGAAUCUGAAACAAGCGGAAAUUCGCCACGACCUGCUUACCACACAACUGGCAUGCACCCAGAAGAUGAGCAAACUGCUCGCAACUUUUUGCCUUAUGGCUCACAUUCCCUAGCUGAUGUCCCCGCAGCUUUGCUCGUUUAUCACCAGACUCAAGCUGAAGCUGCUCACCGUGUUUCUAAGGAACUCGUCUACAAUAUUAUUCCUCGUCUCGAAGAUCUCCGUCGCGACCUGCUUGUCAAAAUUAAGGAAAUCAAAAACCUUGCCUCAGACUUUAAAAAUUCGGUCGACAAAGAACAACACCAAGCACACCGUGAUUUGGCUGCUUAUCUUAGCUCCAUCGACAUGUUGAUCAAUAAUUCGACAGCCCUAUCUCCUAAAAGUGACCCUUACCUUCUUAAACAAGCUGUUGGUAAACAACUAACCCGCCAAGUCAAUGAGGAAAAUUACCUUCUUGAAGCUUAUCUCAAUAUCCAAUCUUCAGGAAAGGAACUCGAACGUGUUGUUGCCCAAGAAGUCCAAUCUGCUCUUAGCGCAUUUGGCAAGCUUGUUGGAACAGAAGCAAUCAAUAUCGAGAAGCUUCUCUCAUCUAAGAUUUUGUCUGGCUAUGCCGAAUCUGACCCUGUUAAGGAAUGGGACGCUUUCAUUUCCCGCGAUGCUAAUUUUGUCGACCCAACUCUUAAGCUUCGCAACAUUCAGGACAUUAUCUACCCAAAUAUGAACUCUAGCUUAGCCUAUGAGAUUCGCUCAGGCUACUUGGAGCGUCGCUCAAAGUAUCUCAAGUCGUACUCCCGUGCAUGGUAUGUGCUUACUCCUUCCUUUUUGCACGAGUUUAAGAGCCCAGAUCGUCGCAAAGACCCUGUUCCUGUUAUGUCAAUUGCCCUUAGUGAUUGUCUUGUUGAGCUUGAUAAGAAGUCUACCUCAGGCUCGCACAAAUUUACUUUAAAUACCCGCUCCUCGCGUGGCCACAAGUGGGUUUUCCGCGCUGAGUCAAAGGAAAAGCUUAAUGACUGGUUUACCGAUUUAUCAACUUUAAGUAAUAUCGAUUCUCCUGUUGCUCGUGCCCUUAAAUACUUUCCUUCUCAAGAUCCUGUUGAGAAGCCGGGUGCUGCAACUACAGUCGCUGCUGCUGCUGCUCCAGUUUCUGCGGCUCCAGCUGCUGCCGCUGCUGCUGCGGCCCCAGUCACUGCUGCGGCCGUGGCUCCAGUUGCUGUCGCUGCCACUGCUUUUGCAACGCCUGUUCCUACCGUGGUUGCUCCUAAUCCAGAAAAAUUUGGCGCAAAGUCUCCUCGCUUGGCUGCUGUCACAGGAAGUCGACCUCAAUCAUCUCGCAACUCGCAGAUUAUUGAUGACAAUUUGAGCCCACUCGACCGCUCGUUGGCCCAGCCUAACCGCGGUGGUUCCCCUGGAGCUGCUAGUGAAUUGACUCCAGUAUUGUCCAAUACUUCUGAAGUAACUUCAAUUGGCGAGCCAUUUGGCGCAGGCCACACAGACUUUAGUCAUGAGUCUCUCAACCAAGUUAUUGAGGAGCCUGAAGGUGAUUUGCGCCGUAAGGGUGCUGAGCGCGGCCGAUUCCAAAGCGUUUUGGGCGGUGCUGCUGGUGCUACUCCGGGCUCGCCAGAGUCUGGUACUAACCACUAUGCCAUUGACGACGAUUCGUCUGUCUUUUCUUACGAUUUGAAGCACCCAACUAACUCCACACUGCCAAAUGACAAGAACUUUGCACCGGUUGAUUCCGACUUGCCUAUACAGCUGGAGCGAAGACUGACUCAAACCAACCACAAGGAGGAGGCCAUUGCUGCCCUCCACUCUGGUAUUGGUGUGGCCCGUGGACCUGAAAGUUCGAAUGUUUCUGUUCAAGAGGCGGUGGCAAAACGCCGGGACUCUGUUCUUGCAACUACGGAGACUGGCACGUCACCUCUCCAGCGUCGGCCGUCGCGCCAAGCCACUGGGUCGUUUGGUGUUGAUGACCUCAAACCCCUGACUGGCAUUGGUGCUGCAAACGAUGGCGGAGAGCCCAGCGGGCUUUUCUUUGCGGGCGGACUUCCACAAACGACUUCUAGUGGAGCCAAGUAA